Molecule: messenger RNA, 3930 nt
Organism: Mycetomoellerius zeteki
Lineage: Eukaryota; Metazoa; Arthropoda; Insecta; Hymenoptera; Formicidae
Product: vacuolar protein sorting 13C
Exons: 23
Coding region: 51-3521 (1156 amino acids)
Biological process (GO): protein targeting to vacuole; protein retention in Golgi apparatus
Source: RefSeq, a predicted model, not a curated record
UGGUGUCAGUCGAACCAUUCGUCUGGAAGGAUCUGCAGAAAACCAUUUCCAUGACGAAAUUACUGAAAUGUGAGUCGCGAUGUAAGCAAGAUUCUACAGAACCAUUUUAUAUACAGUCUGUAGGAGAGAUCGAGCAGGUAUAUUUUGAGAAUACCACUCGUCAUACCAUGGCUAGCACUGUCUACAAUGUACAUCUAUAUCCGUCUGUGUAUCUGAAAAAUUUCCUACCGAUCGAUAUUAUCAUCUGUUUGCCUGGCACAGUUCAGGAAAACUUGCUCGAAGCAAGUGCCUCUAUGCAACUUCCUACGAUUGAUCCAGUCAAGUCAAGCAUAAUAAUUAAGCUACCCAAUUAUCUGGAGAAGGAUUGGUCAUGUGUAGGCGAAAUCAUGGCGGACCCACCAGAGUUUGCGGUUUGGUCAUUUGAGUCUUUCGACAGCGCGCAGAAAGUGAUUCUAGAUCUUGGAAUGCACACGUCUUACAAACAUGGUUCGAUCGUCAUGGCGCUGUAUUGUCCCUUCUGGAUGCUGAACAAGACUGGUUUAAUGCUGUCCUACAGAAAAUCAAGUAAGGUUGGCAAAGAGCACUCGAGUCCGAUGAAGAAAAUCGUUUCUGCUAUGAAACCCCAUCGGCAACACGCACAGUACAGGAAGAGGAAAACUCGCGCGACAGCAGAUGAUUUCUUGAAUGUCUUGUGCCAUCCGGAGCAUUUCAAGGGACCUAUUCUAUUUUCAUUCCGCUCCAAAGCUUUCUUUGGUAAGAAGAAAGCCAUGAUCAGAGUGGAAGACGGAGAGUGGUCCGACAAAUUCUCCAUCGAUGUCGCGGGCAGCGAGGGUGUGGUGGCCUGUAAAUACAAUGGAAUGAUAUAUCAGAUCGGGGUACACAAUCAGCUGACAUACAACUCAUUGACCAAGCAGAUCACGUUUACGCCGUACUACAUACUUAUCAAUAACGCAGAUUUUCUUAUAGAAUGCCAGGAGGGUGACCGACCAGCUGAUCCGACAAUCAAAGUGCCUCCUGGUGAAUGCGCGGCUCUGUGGCCUCGAACCGAACACGAUAACAAGACUUUGAAGGCUAAAGUCGCAAGUCAACCCGAGAAAACCGCGGCGUUUAUUUAUACCGACAGUCAUACGACUCUGCUGAAAUUGGACAAUAAGUACGGAGGAAUCAAUGUAGAUGUGCAAAUCAACGAGGGCGGCGUUUACAUCUCCAUGUCGGCCUACGUCCCAGGCAAUGCGCCAGCUGUGAUCAUGAAUCAUACACCGCAUACUAUCCAUUUAUGGGAAAAAGGUUCCAUCAACGUCAGGUCCGUGCAGUCGUACAAUAGAAUGUUUUAUACUUGGGAAAAUCCGGCGGGCCCACGAAAACUGGUCUGGGAAGAUAACAACGGCAAGGAAAUCGAGGACAAUCUUCGCAAGGAUAAUCUCGGCACUUUCCAACUGCCGGAAAUAGACGAGAAACUGUUCUACGUUUCGUUCUUAGACGGUACACAGAGAGUGUUGCUGUUUACUACAAAUUUAAAGAUUGCUGAGGAUUGUCAACUGGCCGGUGAUCUGGAAGUAAUCGAUCAGGAAAUCACGUUGAACAUUCACGGCAUUGGAUUUUCUCUCGUGAACAACAUCACCAAGUCCGAGCUGUUAUAUAUGUGCAUCGCCAGCUCAGGGAUCAUAUGGGAGACGCGUAAGUCCAUCGGCGGCCGCUGGCGAGCGUUAAGUGCUAAGGAAGUCAACGCUAUCGAAGAGGGAUAUCAACGAUACAUUAGAGAAUUGCAAAUCGGCAAAAUGGAUGCGGACUACCGGAUAAUGUUGGACCCAAAACUAAUGGUGGAUUAUCUGAAUAUGGAGAUGCUGAGGCCGCAUCGUAGAUACAUGCGACGCACCUUUCAGACUGGACUUUGGCUGCAGUAUCGUACCUCAGCGCAUCAGGUACAGCUGCACGCAAAGAUCAACAAACUUCAGAUUGACAAUCAGUUGUCGGAGUGCGUCUUUCCAGUUAUAUUAGCUCCAGUGCCACCGCCAAAGAGUGUCACGCAGAGUACAGUAAUGAAACCUUUUGCGGAACUAAGUAUGGUCAAACGCCUAUUGGAGCACAGCACUGUGCAACAAUUUCGAUAUUUUAAAGUUCUUAUACAAGAAUUUCAUAUCAAGGUGGAUAUUGUCUUCAUAAACGCCAUAAUGGGCCUAUUCGAGGCGAACGAGGUCAACGAUGCGGAAGAGAGUGCUUUAUUCUGUAAAGAUAUGAAACUAGUCAACAAACCGUUAAUGUAUCACGUCAGUUUGAUCACCACGGCCGAACAGAAGAACUUUUUCGAUCUGUUGCACUUUUCGCCUCUCAAGAUACACAUCAGUUUUUCAAUGACCGGAAGCGGAGGAGGGCCCUCCGCGUUGCCGCAAGUACUGAACGUGCUUUUGCAAGGAAUUGGAGUGACGCUGACAGAUAUUAACGACAUUGUGUUCAAAUUGGCAUACUUUGAGAGAAACUACGUGUUCAUGACGCAUAAGCAGCUCAACUCCGAGGCGAGCACUCAUUACGCGGGCCAAGCAAUUAAGCAAGCCUACGUACUCGUGUUGGGACUCGAUGUGAUCGGUAAUCCAUAUGGACUAGUAGUCGGAACUAUGAAGGGUAUCGAAGAUCUGUUCUACGAACCCUUCCAAGGAGCCAUACAGGGUCCAGGAGAGUUUGCGGAAGGCCUGUUCCUCGGGGUGCGUAGCAUGUUGGGCCAUACCGUCGGCGGAAUGGCGGGCGCUGUAUCGAAGAUUACGGGAGCGAUGGGCAAAGGUAUAGCUGCUCUAACCUUUGACAAGGAUUACCAGCGAAAGAGACAAGAACAGCUCAACAAACAGCCCGCCAACUUACAAGAAGGUCUUGCACGGAGUGGAAAGGGUUUAGUAAUGGGUGUAGUCGAUGGUGUGACUGGUGUGGUAAUGAAACCUUUAUCAGGGGCGAAAGAGGAAGGAGUGGAAGGAUUCUUCAAAGGGUUUGGAAAGGGUGUUGUUGGACUUGUCACUAGGCCUACUGCUGGUGUUAUCGAUUUUGCAAGUGGUUCCUUUGGAGCAGUCAGGCGAGCUACUGAACUAAGUGAGGAAGCAAAGAGAGUACGAUCGCCUAGAUUUUUGCAACCGGACAGUCUCGUUAGGCCGUACAUAAAGGAUGAAGCCGAAGGCAACAAGAUAUUGAUGGAAUUGGAAAAAGGAAAAUAUGCGCAUACGGACGUUUAUGUCUAUCAUGUGUUCAUCAAUAAAGACGUGCUUUUACUCACCGACAAAAGAUUAUCAUAUCUCGAACGUAGUGAUUUAUUCGGUGGCUGGCGGAUUGAUUGGAGUCACACUUGGAACGAAUUUAGCGAAUCGACAAAAGUCGUAGAGAAAGGUGUACAGAUUUUUAUUAAGGAUAUUAGUAAGAAAAAGAAACUCGGCCUAUUCGGCAGUGCAUCUCAAUCAAAAAUACUUUUAAUAACAGAUUUUAAUAUUAAACAGUUAUUGUGCAGUAAAAUACAGGAACAAAUUAAUCAAUCCGGAGUAUAACGCAAUGACGUGCAAAUGUGAGAGAGAAACGCUCGAGCAAUUUCGAGUUGUAUUGUAAAAGAAAACAAGUGAAAGAGAGAAGGGAAAAUCUUUACUUCCGGAACGCUUCGCGAACGAAUUCGCACAAUUUCUAUGCACGUUUUCUACAGGCACUAUUUAUAAGACUGAUACUGCGUGAUCGCAACAAUCAGAUAAAGGGACGUUACUUAUAUAGUGUACGAAGAAACUGAAAGGACGUAAACGUAGACGUAAGAAUAUAAAGGUACCAAGAAACUGAUAGGACGUACGGGAUCUUUUUUAUUUUACUUACCACGCAGUUGUUCAAAACUUUUAUGUUGUCGGUAUUAUUACCGGGCAAACAACGUUGGUACAAAAGAUUCAUCACAAUCUAUCAAAUAAAACUGAAAAC